CAUUCAAUGUUGUUUGUUAUAUUUAUUGAUCUAGCGAAAGUUGUUUUUUUUCGUAAACGUGAAAAUAAAGUGUUGUUUUGUGUGUUUUCUCUGAAAUCGGAAAGAAAAUGGGCAACAUACACACCGUGGGUCCGAAUGAGGCGCUCAUAGUUUCAGGAGGAUGCUUCGGUUCUAUGACGAAGCGCACCAUCGUCGGUGGGUGGGCGUGGGCCUGGUGGCUCGUCACCGACGUCCAGAGGAUCUCACUUGAGGUGAUGACCCUCAACCCAAUGUGCGAGUACGUGGAAACAGCACAGGGAGUCCCGCUCACCGUCACCGGUGUGGCCCAAUGCAAAAUAAUGAACGAGGACGAACUUCUCACAACUGCCUGCGAGCAGUUCCUGGGCAAGUCCGUCAAAGAAAUCAAAAUGACCAUCCUGCAGACCUUGGAAGGACACCUGAGAGCCAUUCUCGGAACUCUUACAGUAGAAGAGGUGUACAAGGACAGAGAUCAGUUCGCGGGGCUUGUGCGGGAAGUUGCGGCACCGGACGUCGGUCGCAUGGGCAUCGAGAUUCUGUCGUUCACAAUCAAGGACGUGUAUGAUGAUGUACAGUAUCUGGCCAGCUUGGGCAAGGCGCAGACGGCGGUCGUCAAGAGAGACGCCGAUGUUGGUGUCGCUCAGGCGAACAGGGAUGCUGGGAUCAGGGAGGCGGAGUGCGAGAAGAGCGCGAUGGACGUGAAGUAUUCCAUGGACACGAGGAUCGAGGACAACACGCGCAUGUUCAAGCUGCAGAAGGCGCAGUUCGACCAGGAGGUCAACACUGCGAAAGCGGAAGCGGCACUGGCGUACGAGCUGCAGGCAGCUAAAAUAAAACAGAAAAUACGUAACGAAGAGAUACAGAUCGAAGUAGUGGAAAGACGCAAGCAGAUUGAGGUGGAACAGCAAGAGAUCUUGCGUCGUGAGGAGGAGCUGAAGGCGCUGGUGAGACUGCCCGCGGAGGCCGAGGCGUACCGUCUGCAGGCCAUUGCUGAAGGAAAACGGACUCAGACGGUAGAAGGCGCGAAGGCCGACGCGGAACGCAUCAAGGUGCUCGGUCUGGCCGAGGCGACAGCUAUAGGCGACGUGGGCAAGGCCGACGCCGAGCGCAUGCUGGCCAAGGCGAAGGUCUACAAGCAGUAUGGCGACGCUGCCAUCAUGGCGCUGGUGCUGGAGGCUCUGCCUAAGAUCGCAGCAGAAGUAUCAGCACCCCUAGCUAAGACGGACGAGAUAGUGUUAGUUGGAGACAACGGGGCAACCGGUGAGGUGGCUCGCCUUGCCGGGGGUAUCCCUCCAGCUUUGAAGACCCUCACCGGCCUAGACUUGACGCAGGUGUUGAAGCGGCUCCAUCCCAACGGCACCGGUCAGUAAUGUAGCUAGCCAUGCCGUAGUGUUGAGAUCCCUCAAUGUCAGCGGGCACCAGUAAAAAGAAGACGCCUGAAGUUGCAGCAUGCUAAGAACCAAUCAGAGGGAGCCAACAGUCGUGCCGCACAUACCAUCGACCAAUGGCAACGCCGCACGGCAGAACAAUGGAAACAGUGCCAUAAGUUACCGCGUCAAACACCACAAUAUCAUGGUACAAUUUAUACCUGUGUAA
Molecule: messenger RNA, 1614 nt
Organism: Helicoverpa zea (corn earworm)
Lineage: Eukaryota; Metazoa; Arthropoda; Insecta; Lepidoptera; Noctuidae
Gene: Flo2
Product: flotillin-2
Exons: 10
Coding region: 108-1388 (426 amino acids)
Biological process (GO): regulation of myoblast differentiation; protein localization to plasma membrane
Cellular component (GO): plasma membrane
Source: RefSeq, a predicted model, not a curated record